Messenger RNA from Amyelois transitella, 929 nucleotides. RefSeq names its product protein KTI12 homolog. The transcript has 4 exons. NCBI's taxonomy places the organism in Eukaryota, Metazoa, Arthropoda, Insecta, Lepidoptera, Pyralidae. The record is from RefSeq and is a predicted model, not a curated record. Bases 55 to 906 code for a protein of 283 amino acids.
CGACCUACAAUAAAAAACAGCUGUCUGUUUAUUUAUCACUAAAAUUACUUGAAAAUGCCCUUAAUUAUAAUUUGUGGAACACCAGUAAGUGGGAAAACAACUAGAGCUAAAGAACUAAAAGAGUAUUUUGAGAAACAACAUUCAAAAAGUGUCGCAAUUGUGUCGGAAGAUGAAAGCAUAAAAAAGUUAGGUUAUACCAAAAAUGAGACCUAUUUGGAUUCCCAAAAAGAGAAAAGGGUGAGGAGCUACCUCAAAUCGGAAGUUAUACGGAUUAUAGGAAAGGAUAAUGUUGUUAUUUUGGAUGGAAGUAAUUAUAUCAAGGGCUAUCGCUAUGAACUGUAUUGUGCAUCGAAAGCGUCAAAGUCAACACAAUGUACAGUCUACACAAUAAGAAACCACGAAGAGGCCUGGGCGGACAAUCAGAAAAGACCCGAAUCUGAAGAACCAUACACAGAAGAAGUGUUUAAUGCUUUGAGUAGAUUACGGUUUGAAGAGCCAAACUCGAACAACAGAUGGGAUAGUCCAUUGUUCACGGUACAACCCGCAGACACCCUCGAUUUGGACUCCGUAUACAAAGUGUUGUUUGAAAAGAAGCCACCUCCGCCUAAUAUGAGCACUCAAAAUCCACCGCUAAGCUCAACAAACUUCCUGUACGAACUAGACAAAGUGACUCAAGAAAUCACUCAACAGAUACUAGAGGCGAAGAGGCUCAACCAAUCCGACGUCAGAUUCCCCUCGUGGGGGUGCUCCCUGGACGCCGGCGGCUUACACCUGGCCACUCCACAGAGCAUAGCACGGCUACGGAGGCAGUACCUAACGUAUGCGAAGCAGAAUUAUGCAGGAGAAAAUAGGGAUAAUUUAGCUAAGUGUUUUGUAAGAUAUCUUAAUAAUACGCUUGCGGAAUGAUUUAAUUGUUUUUUUUAGUCAAC